AUGCCGAUACUGAGCGCACCGGCCGGGCCGGCGUCGGUCUACUGGGGGUGCCUGGCGUCGAGGCUAGGGGAUGGGGACACCGGGGUCGGGUGCCACCGCCCUUGGGAGCUGGGGAGCGAGGUCGGACAGGCCAAGCGCGAGAGGCCUGGAGAGGGAGAGCCGCAUAGAAGUGCAGCUGGACUACCUGACUACCAGCCUUACCCGACAGUGCUGCUGAUGGUCCCUGGGAAUCCCACCGCCCAUUGGGUUGUACCUAUUGCUGAUCGCCACAGCACAGCACAGCACACUCGGCGACAGACCACCGACGACGAGCCCACCAGAGCGCGAUCUGCGGCGCGCACAGGAGCUCCGACGGCAGCAGACAUGUCGACGACAGCGGGUGCCUUCUUAGCCGGCGGCAUCGCCGCCUGCGGUGCGGUCACGGCCACCCACCCCUUCGAGACGGUCAAGAUACGAAUGCAGCUCCAGGGCGAGCUCCAGUCGAAAGGCCACCAGCCGCACCACUACCGCGGGCCCUUCCAGGCCGUCAGCAUGAUCGUGCGCAACGAGGGCCUGCGCGGCAUCUACCGCGGCAUCGGCUGCGCCUACAUCUACCAGGUGCUGCUCAACGGCUGCCGGCUGGGCUUCUACGAGCCCAUGCGCCAGACGCUGGCCUCGGUGCUGCUCAAGGACGGCGCCAAGCAGAACCUGGGCAUCAACAUGUUCUGCGGCGCCUCGUCGGGCAUCAUCGGCGCCGCCGCCGGCUCGCCCUUCUUCCUCGUCAAGACCCGCCUGCAGAGCUACAGCAAGUUCGUCGCCGUCGGCACCCAGCACGAGUACCGCAACGCCCUCGACGGCCUGCGCCAGAUCUACGGCGCCGAGGGCUUCCGCGGCCUCUACCGCGGCAUGUCGGCCGCCAUGAUCCGCACCGGCUUCGGCAGCAGCGUCCAGCUGCCCACCUACUUCUUCGCCAAGCGCCGCCUCCAGAAGCACCUCGGCAUGCAGGAGGGCGCGCCGCUGCACCUGACCAGCAGUGCCAUCAGCGGCUUCGUGGUCUGCUGCUUCAUGCACCCGCCUGACACCGUCAUGUCCCGUCUCUACAACCAGAACGGCAACCUGUACAACGGUCUCUUCGACUGCCUAGCCAAGACCAUCAGGACCGAGGGCUUCUUCGCCAUCUACAAGGGCUUCGUGCCGCAUCUGGCCAGGAUAUUACCGCACACCAUCCUCACGCUGAGUCUGGCGGAGCAGACCAACAAGCUGGUGCGCAAGCUCGAGAGCAAGAUCCUGCCGGCCACCGCUGUGGACAAGGCAUGA
Molecule: messenger RNA, 1296 nt
Organism: Neoarthrinium moseri
Lineage: Eukaryota; Fungi; Ascomycota; Sordariomycetes; Amphisphaeriales; Apiosporaceae
Exons: 5
Coding region: 1-1296 (431 amino acids)
Source: RefSeq, a predicted model, not a curated record